Linum trigynum is the source of this 732-nucleotide messenger RNA. The record is from the annotation of a GenBank genome assembly. NCBI's taxonomy places the organism in Eukaryota, Viridiplantae, Streptophyta, Magnoliopsida, Malpighiales, Linaceae.
AUGGCGACCCAAAUGAGCAAGAAGCGAAAGUUUGUCGCUGACGGAGUGUUCUUCGCCGAGUUGAACGAGGUUCUGACCAGGGAACUCGCCGAGGAUGGCUACUCCGGCGUUGAGGUUAGGGUUACACCUAUGCGCACUGAGAUCAUCAUCAGGGCCACCCGCACCCAGAAUGUCUUGGGUGAGAAGGGAAGGCGUAUUAGGGAGCUGACGUCGGUUGUUCAGAAGAGAUUUAAGUUCCCUGAGAACAGCGUUGAGCUGUAUGCUGAGAAGGUGAACAGCAGAGGUCUUUGUGCUAUUGCCCAAGCUGAGUCUCUUCGUUACAAGCUGCUUGGUGGUCUUGCUGUUAGAAGGGCCUGCUAUGGUGUGUUAAGGUUUGUUAUGGAAAGUGGUGCCAAGGGAUGCGAGGUCAUUGUUAGUGGAAAGCUAAGGGCACAGCGUGCUAAAUCCAUGAAGUUCAUGGAUGGUUACAUGAUCUCAUCUGGACACCCAGUGAACGAGUACAUCGACUCGGCUGUGAGACAUGUCCUCUUGAGACAGGGUGUUCUUGGUAUCAAGGUCAAGAUCAUGCUCGACUGGGAUCCCAAGGGUAAGCUUGGCCCAACAACUCCUCUCCCUGAUCUUGUCACAAUUCACCCACCAAAGGACGAGGAAGAGUACCUGAGGGCAGCUUCUAUGCCUGCUCCAGUUCCUGAGGCCGAGAUUCCUCCCCCUGUUCCCGUUGUUGUUGCUUGA